Annulohypoxylon truncatum is the source of this 1150-nucleotide messenger RNA. RefSeq lists its product as uncharacterized. The record is from RefSeq and is a predicted model, not a curated record. The transcript has 3 exons. Lineage: Eukaryota; Fungi; Ascomycota; Sordariomycetes; Xylariales; Hypoxylaceae. The coding region runs from base 153 to 956 and encodes 267 amino acids.
UACCAUCUUCUUUUGGAUUUUCAACUUAUUUAAUUCGUUGGGGACACAUUACAUCAUCCUUCCAAUUCGCUGUGGCUUAAUCUUUAAAAUAUAUAUCCACAGGCUUGAGCUGUACUGCGAAUUCCACAUUUCACACACAAAUUAAUACCAAUAUGCGUUUCUCCAAAGCUUCAGCAAUCGUCAGCCUGCCGCUGCUGGCAGUAGCAGACGUCCCUGAAUAUCAAGCCCAGUUCGAAAACUACAUGGGCCAAGCACAGGUCUUUCUAGGAAAUGUUGCUUCCAAGCUCCCCAAUCCUAAUAAGCAUGAUCCCGUCGCUGCCGCUGAAGCUAAGGCUGGGUCCUUGAAUCUUGACAUCUUGACCUUAAACAACUGGAAGCAGACCCUCUACGGGCCCGUAAAGCCCGAGAGCACGACUCCCGAAGAGUGGUGGGUCUUGAUCACAGGUGGUAACAAAACUUGCUUUGGCCACUGUGGCAGGAUCGAGAGUGCGUUCAACGAGACCGCCGGAAAAUGGGCCGUUACACCCGGUUCUCCCCAUACUGCCCUCCUCAAUUGCGAAGAUCAACCUGUUCUUUGUAACGCUUGGUCCGCCCCGGUCGGUGCGCUUUGGAUCUUCGAAGUCCUUCCCGAGCCGGCGCCUGUCGAUAUCUGGACGAGGCGAUUGAAUAUGACAACCGUCACUUCCGACGACAUUGUCGCAAUGCGAGACGGGGGCUUCAAGUCCGCGGCCAAAUUGCAUGAUGGAUUUUUCCAUCCCUUCAAUGGCCCUCUCGCCAAGAAUGGCCUCGCAAUUCCCGCUGGGUGGGUUAUCUGGGCCUUUAACCUCCUUCCCAGCUGGGCAUUCAUGGUUCUCAUUUCCAUCUUCAGCAGGACAAUGAUGUCCAACCGCUUAAACCAGCAAAUGGACGGUGGUCGACGACCUGCUCCCACCGGUCAAGCUGCCCCUCGACGAUAGAUGGAAGAACAAUGGAUAACGUUGACGUCUACGAUAUUGCUAGGUCAUAUGGGAAUAUGUAUGACGAGUUAUCGGAUUCUUGGUGUUACUCGGAAAGCUUCCUUGAUGUAUUGGAUAAUUAGAUGGCGGUCACAUAGUUAGGUAGUGACCUAAUGAAUUGAUUUGAUGUCGUCGAUUACGCUUUUCGUUCACAU